AUGUCUCAUUUACAAAAUAUUGCUGUGUUUGUGCCACAGGUUAGGCACAAGGCGUCUUUACCAACAUCAACCAAAAAGCGAACACGCAUUAAAGCUGCUGAUGUCUACUGGUGCAUUGACAAUGUAGUCAAUCUGUCUGUCCAAACAUUUGCGAUCACGUUCAAGCAUUGGGACUACCAGCAUUGCCAUUCGCAUUACAAUACAAUCUUGGACUCUAAUAUACCAGAAGAGCACAGAAGUCGACUUCAAGACGAAUUUGAAACAUGGCGAAAAACCAUAGACUGUACUGAGUUAUGGUUUAACCAAAGACAUGCCCAAGCUUUGGCAGAAGCACAUGACAACUGCUCAGAGGCUGCGAAUAAUCUUUUGAUUUCCAACACUCAAGAAAUCAAGUCAUCUGUGGUAAAAUAUCAUGUGCCUGAACCAGCGCCUGUAACCAUAACUUUGCAAGCACCUACUACACAAGUUGGCCACACAGACACGUCUGUCCCACCAGUCCUACCAACCAUAGGCACACCUGUAUUACAAUCACUAUCACCAUCAAUGACAGACACACUUGUCUUAACACCUAGCCAAGACAAGCUCGGUUCAUCAGCACCAGCGUCAGCAACUACUUCGACAGCAGACAUAAUGUAUCACUGA
Molecule: messenger RNA, 642 nt
Organism: Phycomyces blakesleeanus NRRL 1555(-)
Lineage: Eukaryota; Fungi; Mucoromycota; Mucoromycetes; Mucorales; Phycomycetaceae
Exons: 2
Coding region: 1-642 (213 amino acids)
Source: RefSeq, a predicted model, not a curated record